CGCGUGCUGUUGCUAGGCAGUGAACGCGCGCGUUCUAGCGAGUGAUAGUGCUGCUGGCGCCAUCUCUUUGGUUUGGCGCGCUCCAGUGUGGGAUGCAGUGUAGAGCUGUGGCAUCGGCCAGCUUCUCGUUACCGUGUCGGGAGUCGCAAGGUGUACACAGGAAAAUGAUUCCUAACGGAUCUUUAAAUUUUGAAGAUGAACAAUUUAUCGAGUCAUCUGUGGCUAAAUUAAAUGCCUUGCGUAAAAGCGGACAGUUUUGUGAUGUCAAACUACAGGUCUGCGGCCAUGAAAUGCUGGCACACAGAGCAGUUCUUGCCUGUUGCAGCCCCUUCUUAUUUGAAAUUUUCAACAGCGACAGUGAAUCUAAUGGCAUUUCCCUUGUCAGAUUUGAUGAUUUGAAUCCAGAAGCUGUUGAAGUUUUAUUAAAUUAUGCAUACACAUCUCAGCUUAAAGCUGAGACAGAUCUUGUUAAAGAUGUAUACUCUGCAGCAAAAAAACUUAAGAUUGAUCGAGUGAAACAGGUGUGUGGAGAUUACUUAAUAUCAAAAAUAGAUGCUCAGAGCGGUAUUUCUUGCCGUAAUUUUGUUAACACAAUGGGAGAUUGGCGCCUUUUAACUAAAAUUGACAAUUACAUUCAGGAGCACCUUCUUGAGAUUUCUGAGCAGGAUGAUUUUCUUAAACUCCCAAGACUGAACCUGGAAAUAAUGCUAGAAGAAAAUGUCUCGCUUCCCAGCAAUGGUAAAUUAUAUACAAAGGUAAUCAACUGGGUUCAGCGGAGCAUAUGGGAGAAUGGUGAAAAUCUGGAUGCCCUAAUGGAAGAGGUACAAACUUUGUAUUACUCAGCUGACCACAAGUUGCUUGAUGGCAGUUCUCUUGGUGAGCAUACCGAAGCACAUGAAGACAAUAUACAAUUAAUUCAGAAAAAGUCCCCACGUGAAAACAACCAUAAGAAUCUCAUUAGCAGCUCAUCUGGAUCUCUGUCUCCUAGUGCCCUGAUUCAGUGUCCAAAGCAUGAAUGGAAAAUUAUUGCAUCAGAAAAGAAAACAAAUAAUACCUAUCUGUGUUUAGCUGUGCUGAAUAGCACACUAUGCGUUAUAUUCCUGCAUGGACGAAACAGCCCGGUAAACUCUCCAUCAAGCACCCCUAGAUUGACAAAAAGUUUAAGUCUUGAAAUACAGCCUGAGGACUCUCUUGAAAGGGUCAUGUCUCCCAUGCAUUACGCUCGGUCUGGUCUAGGAACAGCAGAAUUAAAUGGCAAACUCAUUGCAGCAGGUGGCUAUAACAGAGAAGAAUGUCUGCGUACAGUUGAGUGCUAUGAUCUAGAGACAGACAUUUGGACCUUUAUUGCACCCAUGAAAACACCAAGAGCCCGUUUCCAAAUGGCAGUUCUGAUGGACCAUCUAUAUGUUGUUGGAGGAUCAAAUGGUCACUCUGAUGAUCUCAGUUGUGGAGAAAAGUAUGAUCCCAAAUCAAACAUUUGGACACCUGUUCCUGAACUAAGAAGCAACCGUUGUAAUGCUGGGGUGUGUGCUCUCAAUGGAAACUUAUAUGUUGUGGGAGGUUCAGAUCCAUAUGGCCAGAAAGGUCUUAAAAACUGUGACGUGUUUAACCCAAUAACAAGGAUGUGGACAUGUUGCGCCCAGCUAAACAUUAGAAGGCACCAGCCUGCUGUUUGUGAAUUGGGCAACAAAAUAUACAUCAUUGGAGGAGCUGAAUCUUGGAAUUGUCUUAAUUCGGUAGAAUGUUACAAUCCACAAAAUGACACCUGGACAUUGGUGGCGCCUAUGAACGUGGCUCGACGUGGUUCCGGUGUUGCUGUUUAUGAUGGAAAGCUAUUAGUGGUUGGCGGUUUUGAUGGUACCCAUGCUCUAUGUUGUGUCGAAUCAUACAACCCUGAAAGAAACGAGUGGAAGAUGGUGGGCAGUAUGACAUCUUCAAGAAGCAAUGCAGGAGUGGUAGCUGUAGGAAAUCAAAUCUAUGCUGCAGGUGGUUUUGAUGGCAAUGAAUUCUUAAAUACAGUUGAAGUUUAUAACCCUCAGACAGAUGAGUGGAGUCCAUUUACACAACUGUGCGAAUCCUAGUAAUGCUUUCUCACACUGAUGCAAUUCACAGCUUUGAUUGGACUUAAGUCCCUCAUGUUUGUUGUUGUACCAGCAACGUCCAUUUUUGCAUAUUGCAUAUUUUCAAAAAAAGUUGUAAAUACUUCUUUUUCAUUUAUUUGUAAGAAGGGAUGUCUUAAAUAACUGCUAACUUUGUAAUUGCUCUACUGUGGAAUUCUAUGAAAACCAGGGAUUUUUUUUUUCUUAUUCCGCAAGCAUUCUUGUGUAUAUGUUCGCUCUGUUCCUAUUGCACUGACGUGUAGAGUUCCAGUUACUCAGUAGUUAAAAAAUCUUACUCGGUUUUAAUUGAAUGCAAGUGAUUUUUUUUUCUUUACUAUAAAAUAAUGUGCUUAAAAGCCUUACUGAAUCAAUAUUUUUGAGUAAAGAAGUGCAGGUAUGCCAAAACACGCACCUUUUGGAUUGCCUUUUUAUUACUGUUUUAUAUACUCGGCGGCAGGCACAAUAAAUUAUCAACACUUUAUUAAUGUGCUUAUUCUUUGAGACCUUUCCCAAAGCUUUUUGAUUUUGAUAGACACAGUCCUUUUUGCUUUCAUUUAUGAGGAGAGCUGCAGUCUUUUCAAAUGCAUUUUUUACUCUCCUUAAGAAAUGUCUUGAAAUUCAGAGGCUGAAGCCAGUUGUUAAGAAAUGGAUUUGUCUGCAAAUACUCAUUUUUAGAGUCUUUGAUCAAGCUGAAUCUUUUUGUAGGUGCCCUGUAAAGGAAAACCUCCAACGAUAUUUUAUCAUCUAAAAGAAAUAAAAAGCUGCAAUAACUUUUUUUUUGUCCUUUCCUCACUUGUAAUGUACAUUAUUCUUAAAUAAAAUUGACUGUAAACAA
This is a messenger RNA of Xenopus laevis (African clawed frog), 2934 nucleotides long. It is a transcript of the gene ivns1abp.L, whose product is annotated as influenza virus NS1A binding protein L homeolog. NCBI's taxonomy places the organism in Eukaryota, Metazoa, Chordata, Amphibia, Anura, Pipidae. Gene Ontology annotation, cellular component: cytoskeleton; cytoplasm; nucleus. The record is from RefSeq and is marked provisional.